CUUUGGCAGUGUGCGUUUGAAACCGUGUGUGUGUGAGAAGAGAGAAGAAAUGCGUGUGCUGUCGUGCAAAUUUCUUGGCCGAGUUGUGAACUCCGCGCUGCAGCAACAAAUCAUUUCGCAGCGAUCUUUAUCCAAAACCAGCGCAGUUAUGGUGAAAGUUGGUGACUCCCUUCCUGCAGUGGACCUCUUCGAGGAUUCCCCCGCCAACAAGAUCAAUACUGGCGACCUGGUCAACGGUAAGAAGGUUAUCAUAUUCGGCGUUCCCGGUGCUUUUACUCCCGGCUGCUCCAAGACCCAUUUGCCCGGCUAUGUGAGCUCCGCUGACGACUUGAAGUCCAAGCAGGGAGUAGAUGAGAUUGUUUGCGUUUCGGUCAACGAUCCCUUCGUGAUGUCCGCCUGGGGUAAGGAGCAUGGAGCAGCUGGCAAGGUUCGCCUACUGGCUGAUCCCGCCGGUGGCUUCACCAAGGCUUUGGAUGUGACUAUUGAUCUGCCCCCACUUGGAGGCGUGCGCUCCAAGCGCUACUCCUUGGUGGUUGAAAACGGCAAGGUGACCGAGUUGAAUGUAGAGCCCGAUGGCACAGGUCUUAGCUGCUCGCUGGCCAACAACAUUGGCAAGAAGUAAAUGGAUUCCAGUCUCCCAGAAAAAGAACUAGAAACUCAUAUAGUAAUGCUAGGCCGCAAUGAUAUCAAUUACGUCUUCAAAAGAACUAUGUAAAACGUACAAUAUAUGCGAUUAGAGAUGUUA
Drosophila eugracilis is the source of this 745-nucleotide messenger RNA. It is a transcript of the gene Prx5, whose product is annotated as peroxiredoxin-5, mitochondrial. Gene Ontology annotation, molecular function: thioredoxin peroxidase activity. The coding region runs from base 50 to 622 and encodes 190 amino acids. The record is from RefSeq and is a predicted model, not a curated record. NCBI's taxonomy places the organism in Eukaryota, Metazoa, Arthropoda, Insecta, Diptera, Drosophilidae. Gene Ontology annotation, biological process: hydrogen peroxide catabolic process; cellular response to oxidative stress; cell redox homeostasis. Gene Ontology annotation, cellular component: mitochondrion; cytoplasm; peroxisome. The transcript is spliced from 3 exons.